Molecule: messenger RNA, 3126 nt
Organism: Zasmidium cellare ATCC 36951
Lineage: Eukaryota; Fungi; Ascomycota; Dothideomycetes; Mycosphaerellales; Mycosphaerellaceae
Exons: 3
Coding region: 1-3126 (1041 amino acids)
Biological process (GO): response to oxidative stress
Molecular function (GO): iron ion binding; monooxygenase activity; heme binding
Source: RefSeq, a predicted model, not a curated record
AUGCCCGGCCGAAUCACAACACUGAUCGGCACGAUCAAGAGGAAACCCACCAAUGCUCCCGACCGAAAAUCAGACAGCCAGGCAAAUGGAGCUCCCGCCAAUGGCGAGAAGACAUCUCUCGGCCAUGAUCUCACGCAUAUGAAGUUCAAAGAUGCCAGAGUAUUGGGCCAAGGUCUAACUUCUCUGGCAUCGGGAGAGCCAUUGGACGACAAGGAGCUUUUGCUCGAACAUGGCGUGUCUAUGUUGCAAGGGCUUCCGCUCAACAGCGGCCUUUCAGCUUCCGUUUCAGACGCAUUCAUUAAGAUGCUCUAUCAUGAUCUCCCACAUCCACCAGCAACGCUUGCAGGUCCGACAUCGAGAUAUCGAAGGCACGACGGUGGUGGCAAUGUUCCUUGGAAUCCAGAAAUGGGCAAAGCUGGCUCUCCAUACAGUCGCAGCGUUCCUCCAAUGAAGCCCAAAGGCCCAAAUCUCCCCGAUCCCGAGCUCGUCUACGAGCAGCUGCUCAAGCGGAAAGACCCUUUCAAAGAGCAUCCCUCGGGCCUCAACAGGAUGUUCUUCUCCUUCGCCACAAUCGUCAUCCACGAGUGUUUCCAGACUUCGCGAUCGAAUCAUUGGAUCAACGAGACGAGCAGUUACGUGGAUCUGAGCACGCUAUAUGGUAACACGGAGAAAGAGCAGAAGGGAGUGCGGACAUAUCAGAAUGGAACGAUAUUCAAUGAUUCGAUUGCUUCUGACCGAAUCAUGAUGAUGCCUCCUGGUGUCAUUGCCACACUUCUGCUGUUCUCGAGGAAUCACAACAGUAUCGCAGAGAACUUGUUGACGAUCAAUGAAGAGGGCAAGUAUCGUCCUUGGGAAACUUUGACCGAGGAGCAGCAAGUCUGGCAAGACGAGGAUAUCUUCCAGCUCUCCAGAAACAUCAACGUCGGCUUCUUCGCUACUGUCGUGCUCAAAGACUACGUCGCAGCUAUUCUGAAUACACCGCGGGCAAACUCCACUUGGUCAUUGGAUCUGGGAGGCGAAAUCAAGACCGCCGGACAACGUGUUGAUCGCGCAAGCGGAAACGUCGUAUCUGUCGAAUUCGCCGUCCUCUACCACUGGCACGCAGCCCUGAGCGCCGCAGACGCAACAUGGCUGGAAGACAUGUUCAAAUGGAGUCUACCAGAGUUGAAGUCCAUCGACGACUUGACUCAGAAGGAUUUCAUGACUGUGUUGAUGAAAGAAGGCCACAAGCUGGUGGCUACUCCUGCAAAGGAGUGGACAUUCGCCAAUUUGCAGAGACAAGCGGAUGGCAAGUUCAAGGAUUCGGACAUUGCGGAGAUCUUGAAGAGCUGUGUUGAUGAGCCUGCGCAUGCGUUUGGUGCUCAUAGCACGCCGCACGCCCUCAAGGUUGUGGAGAUUAUGGGCAUGCUGCAGGCUCGGGAGCAAUUCCGCAAAUACCUGAAUUUGAAAGCAUACAAGACCUUCGAGGACUGGAAUCCAGACAAAGAGACAGCUCGAGCGGCUGAGCUUCUCUACGGACAUAUCGACAACCUUGAGCUCUAUCCUGGACUGAUGGCAGAGGUGACAAAGCCAGCGAUGCCAGGUAGUGGUGUCUGCCCUGGCCAGACGACUGGUCGUGGUAUCUUGGAUGACGCAGUGGCUCUUAUUCGAGGAGAUCGUUUCUUGAGCUACGACUUCAACAGCAGUACGCUCACCAGCUGGGGCGUCAGCAAAUUGGGCUCUCCUCCAGCAGGCUGCUACGGCGGUAUGCUCCCGCAUUUGAUCUUCGCAGGCCUGCCAGGCGCAUACACUGGUACUUCGACUUACGCUCUUCUGCCAUUCUACACGCCAAAGGCCGCUCGUGGCAUCCUUAAAGGCAACGGUGUUCUCGACCAAUACGACCUGAAGCGGCCUCGCAGUGACAUGGACAUCGUUGCAGUGCAGUCGCAAGAAGCCUGCAAGAAGGUGUUCUUGGACACUGACAGCUUCCGACUCUGCACGUACGGCCACUACACCAUCUUCGGCUGGGACAACAUCCAGAAGCACAACGACCAGACAAACCCUCUGCACAAGAUUUUCUUCGAGGACGGCUUCGAGAGCAAUGUUGCGAAGUUCUACAGCGCCAAUGUGUCGAAGCUCAUCAAGGAGAGCUCGCUAAAGUACCAGAGCACGAAGCGAUCGAUCGAUAUCGUCCGCGAUGUGACCAACGUCACUCCUAUCCUCUGGCUGGCUGAACGUUUCGCCAUCCCCCUCAAGACACCGCAGAACCCACGAGGCCUACUGACUCUUCCCGAGCUCUUCGAGAUCUACAUGGCGCUGUACCUCUACCACACCUUCAACAUCCAACCGAUCAAGGAGUGGAAACUCCGAGACGACGCGAACAAGAGCUCGCAAAUCCUAAAGUCAAUCCACGAAGCGCAUCUCAAGACACAACAAGGUCUCAAAGAGCACCUCGUCGACUGGCUGGCCAAGGGCUCCGCAUACGAAGUCAAGCCCGAAGCAGAUCGGAUCUACCACGCCCUCAACAACACCAAGCUCAACAUCAACAACCUCGUCGAAGACUGCAUCGGCGUGGGCACCCCCAUUGCUGGCGUCGUCACGCAGCAGACAUCCCUCCUGGUCGACCUGUUCCUUAAGCCCGAGUACGAGCAAUACAAGCAACGGAUCAUCGAGCUCGCCCACAAAGACGAUGCCGCCUCCGACAAGGAGUUGCAAGGGUUCGUCUUCGAAGGCAUGCGCCUCGCUUCCGCCAUCCCGGGCGUUCCCCGUGUCGCGACUAGAGACACCACCGUCCAAGACGGCCCCUACGGCCCCGUCAACGUCAAGAAAGACAACGUGAUCCUCAUUGCAACCUCCAAAGCAAACCUCGACCCAGCCGCGUUCCCAGAUCCAGAGAAACUAAACCCGCACCGCGCGGUGUCAGAUUACAGCUUGAAGUCCUUCGGCGCCCGCAUCGUCGGUCCUUCGAUCGCAGCCACGCUGAAAGAGAUCUUCAAGCUCAAGAACGUGCGUCGGGCACCGGGACGGCGGGGCCAGCUGCAUUUCGUGGAACACGAUGUUGGGGGUGUGAAGUUGAAGGCGUAUUUGGAUGCUAAUUCGAGGGAGAAUCAUGUGCCUACGACGUUGAGUAUUGAGUAUGAUGAGUGA